UCUUUCUUGCAUUUCUCACUUUAGCCCUUUUUCUUCGCAAGGGGACUAUCUCGAAAUUCGGUCUUGUUUUCACCUGCCUUCACGGAAUUUUCGUAGUCCUUCUUUAUUGCCUCCCCUUUUAUUUCUAAAAUGCGUUACGGCGAUUUCAGAAGCCUGUGUGAGCGCUCGCCGCUGCCCGUCUGCCGGGUGUUUAUUCGAGGCGACGACAGGAAGUUUGUUCUGGACAACUUGGACAUAUGCAGUUUGAAAGAAACGAUAAUAGGUGGAAGCACCAAGAUGUUGAAUAUCCCCGAUUUUGCUAUCUCAAUUGUCGCCUUUCUUGCUACCGUCUAUCUGGGCUUCAAGGCCCAUCGCAAGCUGGCUGCUGUCGGCCGGCGAGAGAUGUCGCUACUCCUGUCGCUGUUCUGCAUCCUGCUUGUGGCCAACCUCGUGGGAUCCGACCUGUGGUUCAAGUCAACCAGGGUUAGCAAAUGGCUGGGUAUUGCCAACACGGCGCUCGAGGUAUCGUUUUUCUGGGCGCUGAUUCUGGUCGGUCUCGUGGGCUUCCAGAUCCUGCCUGACGGCUCGUUUGCAUCGAUUCUGUCGAUUGUCGUAACCACAAUCAUUGUCUUUGUCGGCAUCGGGUACAUUGCCGCUGACACCGCUUUUGGCAUCUCGGACGGCCUGAAGCCAAAGGACAGCGACCCGUUUUACUCGCCGGCGCUGUUCACGGUCUAUCUGGUGUUCCCGCUGGUCUCGAUAGUGAUCUACCUGGCGUCGCAGAUCGUCGUAGUCGUCAAGUACCUGGCUGUGCGCGGUCCGCUGGCGUGGCUGCUUGUUUCGGUCGCGUGCUUCGCACUGGCUCAGGCCCUGAUGUUCGCUGUGAGCCGCAAGAUCUGCACAGGCACGAACAAGAAAAUCGAUGGCGCAUUCUUUGCCACGCUGCUGGACUCGGCGGCCGUGUUCUGCAUCUACGGGUUCUGGGCGGCCAUUACCGAGGACGACAGCGAGGACUAUGCGGGCAUGUACAAGUUCUAAGCGGAGCCUACUUUUUCUUUUGUACAUUUCCGUCGUGUGCUGCGUCCCAUGUCUAUCGUCGCGUAUCGCCCUACCCGCCCUUUUGCCCGGUACUUCUAACCCCCUCCCUCUCUCCACAACGACCUCACGAUCCCCUCUUUCAUCUCAGACCCCACGCCUUUGCCGUCUUUUCUCUAUACUUUUUUGCUACCCUUUUCAAUAAUUUCGCAUUUUGCCUUACAUGUGUUUCCCACUACUAGAAAUACUCUGCUCGCGAUGCGAGCUCGGCUGCUAGUCAGCAUGGGUUCUUCGGUCUCUGGUAGGGCCGCGGGUUGGGAACAUGCCGGAAUGUCUGCUGCAGUGGCCUCUGUUUCAUCCGAUAGCAUCUUCGCUGCUUCAUAUGCAGCCUUCUUGGCCAAUUUUUCGCCCUUUUCUGCUGCUCUCCUUGCCUCUGCUGCUGCCCUCUUUGCUGCGUUGAUCUUGGU
Molecule: messenger RNA, 1481 nt
Organism: Linderina pennispora
Lineage: Eukaryota; Fungi; Kickxellomycota; Kickxellomycetes; Kickxellales; Kickxellaceae
Exons: 4
Coding region: 130-1017 (295 amino acids)
Biological process (GO): protein folding
Cellular component (GO): endoplasmic reticulum membrane
Source: RefSeq, a predicted model, not a curated record